This is a messenger RNA of Camellia sinensis, 2450 nucleotides long. Its product is annotated as zinc finger protein GAI-ASSOCIATED FACTOR 1. The record is from RefSeq and is a predicted model, not a curated record. Gene Ontology annotation, molecular function: DNA-binding transcription factor activity. Lineage: Eukaryota; Viridiplantae; Streptophyta; Magnoliopsida; Ericales; Theaceae. Gene Ontology annotation, cellular component: nucleus.
UAAAACCAAGUUCAUGGGCACUUCUUAUGGCAGCAAUAGCUCUCAAAUAUAGAGAAGAAUUCCCUGGUUUUUGUCUUCCUCUAGAGAGAGCAACAAAUUCCUAGCUUUGUGUUCACCUAAAAACAAGCCCUCCCUUUUAGAGUGCACCAACAACAAGAAAGAGAAAGAAAGAAACAACACAGUUUUGGAAAAGCAAAGAAAGGACAGAAAACACAAACUUCCUAUAACUAUCUCCAUACAAUCUCUUUUCUAAUAUGUCAAAUAAUACAGGUGAUGAUGGAAGCUUCUCUUCAGGCAAUACUGGGGAAGAAGUCCAACGGCUUCAAGAAAAUAAGAUACAAAACCACUUCCAAGGCUCAAGUUCAGGACCAUCCACCGCCGCUGCAGCAAAUAUCAAUGGCUCAUCUACCCAACCGCAACCACAAGAACCACCAGUUAAGAAGAAAAGAAAUCUACCGGGAACUCCAGAUCCAACCGCAGAAGUUGUUGCUCUGUCACCAACAACACUUAUGGCGACAAACCGAUUUGUGUGUGAAAUUUGCAACAAGGGGUUCCAAAGGGACCAAAACCUCCAACUCCACCGGAGAGGUCAUAAUCUUCCAUGGAAACUGAGGCAAAGAACAAGCACUGAGGUGAGGAAAAGAGUAUACAUAUGCCCAGAGCCAACAUGUGUUCACCACAACCCAGCUCGUGCAUUAGGUGAUCUUACCGGCAUCAAGAAGCAUUUUAGCAGGAAACAUGGAGAGAAGAAAUGGAAAUGUGACAAGUGUUCUAAGAAAUAUGCAGUGCAAUCUGAUUGGAAGGCUCAUCAAAAAACUUGUGGCACUAGGGAAUACAAAUGUGAUUGUGGAACAAUCUUCUCCAGGAGAGAUAGCUUUAUCACUCAUAGAGCUUUCUGUGAUGCAUUAGCUGAAGAAAACAACAAAGUAAACCAAGGAGGAAUAAUUCCCAGCAUGGGAUCAAACAUACCAGGCCAAAUGCCUGACCUCAUGGCUUCAAUGCCCAUAGAUAGCAACACCAACACAUCUGUGGGAAUAUCAGAAUUCAACAACUAUGAUCCCAAAAACCCACUCAAAUCCCUCCCUCAAGAACUCAUGCCAUUUAAAACCAUGAACAUGGCAGGUGGCAUGUUUUCAACCAGUUCAGGUUCACUAUUUGGCAGUCCAAGAAACAUUUCUUCAUCUUCUUCUAGCCUUCAACUCAGUCCAAAUAGCCCAUCAGGCAUCAACUAUUUCCAAGAUAGCAAAACUGGCAGCCAACUUUCUGGGUCGGCUCACAUGUCCGCUACCGCCUUGUUGCAAAAAGCAGCCCAAAUGGGUGCAACAGCAAGCAAUAGCAUCAACUCACCCAUGAUGCAAAAGGGCUUUGUUAGUAGCAUGGCUGGUCCUGAUCAGCUCUCAGGCAUGAGAGCAAUUCAGCAACAUGACAACUCAUUUGAACGCUUCCAAACACAGUCUGAUCAGUCCACUUUAGUAGGGAUCAAUGGUGGAGGAUUCACCAACCCACUCCUUCAAAAAAGCCCACAAGAAAUCUCUCAAUUGUUCGAGUCUGGAACUGGUAGCUCAGCUAUGAGUGACAUGGGAGGGUUUGGUGGAAUGUUCAACAUGGGAGGUGGAGACCAAAGCCAAGGGUUUGUGAAGAAUAUGGAAACUGAGGCUAGUAAUAGUUCUAAUCUGAUGCAGGGAAGAUCUCCGAUGCCCACGGGUCGGAGUUUGACAGGAAUGUCGAGGUUUGGAGGGAACGGCAGCGGUAACAACGAUAUGAUGACAGUUGAUUUCUUGGGAAUUGGAGGUUCGAGGCCUCCGAAUUUCCAUGAACAACAACAGAGGCAACAACAGCAACAACAAAGAUUGGAAAUGGAAGCAAUGAGUCAACAGAGAAUGCAAGUAAUGAAUCCUUUCCAACAACAUCUCUCGCAAGGCGAACCAACCAUGGAAAAGUCCAUAUGGGAUGUCUGAGAGCAGGGAUGUUUUUCCACUCAAUAGAAGGAUGACAGAGUCUAGGAACAUAGAAAUCAAACAUAGAACUGAUUUGUGGUGAGAAACUUGGUCUAAGCUCUUCUAGAAACACUGAAAUUGAACACGGAACUGGAUUGUGUUCGAUUUUUUGUUUAGUUAUUGUGUCCAAUUCUAUGGAACUGGAUUGUGUUCGAUUCUGUAUUCAAUUAUUAUGUCCAAUUCUAUAUUGGGUUGUUGUGUUCCUAUAAGAAAUUAGACCAAAUUUCUUACUACAAAUUGCAAAUCAAGAUGGUAAGAAACUAGCUAGACAACCAUAUAGACAUGAAGGGCAUUGAAGCCUAGAAGUUAAAGUGAACUGACCUUCAUGAUCUAAGUAGAUAGAUCUUUAUAUAAUCUUUGAAUAAGCUAAUUUAAUUAGCAAGAGUCAUCGGUCUUGUGACAAAGCACAAGCACCAAAGUCUUAGGGCAUAUUUGAUUGGAAGGAUUAAAGCA